AUGACACACCCCGUCAUCUUUAACGGCAGCCUCGGCCUAGGCCUUGUGCUCAUUUCACUCGGCACGAAUGCCACCCUGCGCCCCAACACUCAUCUAAGAAGUCUUGGUUUUCCUGUGCCUACCGAGCCCCAGGCUAAAACAUUCAGCCACGCACUAAUGCGCAUCUGGGGUGUGAGGAACAUAUCUGUCGGCCUCCUCGUCGCCCUUCUUUGGACUACUGGCGAUGAGAGGCUAAUGGGCAAGGGCUUGUGUGCAGCUCUGACCCUGCCUAUCACUGAUGGGUUUGUUAGUCGCUUGGUUAUUGGAGGCGGCGAGCUGCAACACUGGGUAUUUCCGCCUGUACUUCUCUUCAUGAUAUCUGGCUUAUUUGGAUGGUUUUAA
This is a messenger RNA of Penicillium pulvis, 381 nucleotides long. Its product is annotated as DUF4267 domain-containing protein. The coding region runs from base 1 to 381 and encodes 126 amino acids. The record is from RefSeq and is a predicted model, not a curated record. Lineage: Eukaryota; Fungi; Ascomycota; Eurotiomycetes; Eurotiales; Aspergillaceae. The transcript has a single exon.